GGUCUGGGAGCCUCCAGACAAGAUAACCUACCGACCCGACAUCGACCCAACGACACCACACUGACACCAUUCCAAACAAAGUCAAGAGACGCUACGCUAUACUACCUGCGCAUACGCUCACCCACUCCCCGUCGAUGAUGCUCAUGAUUGUCUCGGUCGCGAUAUCAUGAUGCUCUGCGCAGCACAGCACACGCCGAUUCUAGCGCCAUCGCAGCUGCUGUUGUCCUCGUUGUCGUCCUGGUCGUCUCCAUCACCGUCGCUUCUGUGCGCGCUCUCGUCGCAACCAUUGGCAUCACCAUUUCCUGCGCCUCUACCUAUACCACAACAUCGCCGAGUCCCGACUCCCCUCUCGGCCUCUUGGCCGCUUCCGAACCGCUACAGUCCAUGUCCCGAGUCGCUGCAGCCGUCCUAUACACACACAGAAUCUCUCCUCGCCCGCCAGCUCGGCACAUAUCCAACCGCCGUUCGGCGACAAUCCAUUGCACCUGAACCUUCCUGUGACCCCCCCGACCUCAAUCGCAUCCGUCGCCUCUACGGUCCCCUCGGCCCCGCCGCGCCGUAGCUAGCAGCCCCUCCAGCGGCUGCCCGCCAUGUCGGCACAGGCCGUCCCGGACACCCAGUUAGGCCUCGAUGCCGAGGAAAUCCAACUGCUACGCCAGGGCCAAGCGGCGCUGGGAGGGGGAUCCAGCAGCUCGCGCGCCGCCAGCCGCGCCAGCAGCCAGGGCCUCUUGAUGCUAGAUAGCUCAUCGCUAUCAGCUCUGGGUCGCUACUUUGAUCAUCUCAUGGCCAGCAUCGAGCAGCGGAUACAGCACCUGAGCUACGAAGCACAGCGCUUUACGCAGCUGCAGUACGACGAAGCCGAUGGUAUCAUUGGGGGAGCCGACGCUGAGAUCGCUCGCUACACCGAGAUCCUCCAACAGCUGGAUGAGCUCGAGGUGGACUUUGACCGCAUCGCCCAUAUCAAGGAGAUUGUCAAGGGUUACAGGUCCAGGGUUGAAAGCUUGGAGCGUGAUCUCGACACACCUCCCACCGUUCACGACAUUAAUCAGGCUAAUGACCCUCCCUAAUCGCCCUGGUGGUUCUCAGGAGCCUCAUGGUAUCACAAUGGUUAGAGACCAUUGACUAACGAAACAAAAGAGAAGAAGAAAAGGAGAAAAAAAGAGAUGAAAAUAAGACAAAACGAGAUGGAGAAAGACAAGGUCCUGCGCGGGUUACACAGGACCGCCAUUCUCACAAACAACAACAACUACAACAACCAUGGUGAGAUGGACAGGCUCUUAGGCCAGACCAAGAGCCUCUAACGACACGACACUUUAUCAGGGAGGGCGCCCGGAACGUGGGAAUAUCGGAAGAUUGAUGGGCCUCACGGCUACAACACGCUACGCUACGCAACGCAAGAUGGAACUGGCCUC
Molecule: messenger RNA, 1412 nt
Organism: Fusarium vanettenii 77-13-4
Lineage: Eukaryota; Fungi; Ascomycota; Sordariomycetes; Hypocreales; Nectriaceae
Exons: 2
Coding region: 591-1067 (158 amino acids)
Biological process (GO): endosome organization
Cellular component (GO): BLOC-1 complex
Source: RefSeq, a predicted model, not a curated record